Messenger RNA from Menidia menidia (Atlantic silverside), 240 nucleotides. The record is from the annotation of a GenBank genome assembly. NCBI's taxonomy places the organism in Eukaryota, Metazoa, Chordata, Actinopteri, Atheriniformes, Atherinopsidae.
AUGGAGUUACACCCACUUCUUGUCAAAAUCAUUGACACACCUCAGUUCCAAAGGUUGCGAGACAUCAAGCAGCUUGGGGGAUGCUACCGUGUUUACCCUGGGGCAUCCCACAACCGCUUUGAACACUCCAUUGGGGUGGCGUACUUGGCAGGAGAGCUUGCGAAAUCUCUGCGCUCAAGGCAGCGCGAACUUAAGAUCGAUGACAGAGAUAUCCUGUGUUUGCAGAUUGCAGAAGAAUGA